UUGGGAGCAUGAAAUUGUCCAAAAUGUCUUGGUAUGAAGCUGAAGCAUUAAGAUUUCCUUUUACUGGAACUAAGGGGCCGAGGCCAUCCCCUGAAAAACGACACCUGAAUUCAAUGAUUUGGAGGGGUGUCCCAAAACUUUGGCAAUAUAGUGUAUGUAGAUUGAUUGGUUAUGUUAAAUGAUUUUAUGUGGAAAUGUGUGUUCAUGGUUCAGUGUAAUGGACUGGUAUCCUACCUGGCUCAGAGAGGGAUGCCAGUGUCCCCAGAAUAGGCUCUGGAUCCACAAUUAAACAAACCAUGAUGGAGUGGUUAUUUUAAAAUAGGACGGAGGAAAAACCUUUACUGAAAUCUUCCUUUAAUAAAUGUUGGCAUGACCUAUAUACUAUACUGAAUUAGUGUUAACUUUCCUUAAACACUAUUAGUUCUUCUAUUUUAAGCAGAAAAUCACAGUAAUAUGACAUAUUCAAUAAUUAUUGUAAAUGGAAAUCCAAUCAUUUUGUGGGAUUUUGGUGUUUGUCCCAGUUAAAUUAGGAACUAUAUACUAGACCAUGACUUUAGGAUGUAGUCAAUACAACAACAUUUCUUCAGAAUUUUACUUUAAACUUAAGAUGAUAUCAAAAAAAGGCUACAGUUUUUUGAUAUGUUAAUAUUUCUCCUGCUGCCUUUGGUAACCAUGUUGUCCAUAGGUUUGAAUGAAUGUCCAAUGGCAAGUUUUAUUAGUUGUGACUAAACCAUGAGGAGUUUGAAUUGGUGGAUCCGUGUCUUUGACAUGGUUGAUCUAGCCAGAGACAAUGAGGUGGAAAAAACGCUCUUGUGUUCAAGUGUCACUAUCCACACUUCCUACCAUUUACAAGUAUUUCUUGUAGGCCUCCUGUCUAGGCCUGGCCAAUAAAGAGGCUUUUGGUGGAAGUUGCCUUUUGUUGUUGGUCUCGGAUCAAUCUUGACAUUGGAUAGAAUGCAUAAACCUAGGGCUUGGCCUGGGACAGCUGAUCUGAGAACAGGCCAAAAGGACAUGUUUUACCCAGAGCUAAUAAAGUGGCAUGGACAGCACCUAGCUUCCUGCAGUAAUAAGGGGACAAACUGCUUGGGUGAUUAGCACCUCAUGAGGCAUUUGUGGGGGGCUGAGGGGCUUCUGAAGUAAGGUUCCCCCUUCUCCCUAAAAACAGGAAAGUGGAGUUCCCAGACACCUCCAUGACCAGGACGAGGCCCAAACUGUGAACCAAGAAGGCAGAUCAAAGAGCUUGGGAUUGAUGUUCUAGCCAACAUUACACACCUUUUUCACAUGAGCAGAGGGUGGGUGUCCACCUGGGAAGAGCUACAUCACAUCACAGCUCCACAGCUGACUGCUGCACUCACAAUCCAGAGUGGUCAGAGACUCCAGCUUCAAGGCCAUGUAUGUCCACGAGGACUACCCUUAUCCACUUAAUCCACUGACCAAGAGUUAUGGAUGCUAUCCACAAGGACAGAUGAAUUCGGGUUGCCAGGCAAGCUGUAGUGAAGCAGAGUUGAUGUCACUUCCAGUUCAUGCAUCGCUGCAGGGCAGAGAAUUGUGGGAGAAAUUUAACAGCGUUGGCACUGAGAUGCUCAUCACUAAAACGGGCAGACGCAUGUUUCCCAGCUGCAGAGUCACAGUCAUGGGGCUGAACCCCAAAGUCAAGUAUGUGCUGAUGAUGGACAUGGUGCCGUUUGAUAAUAACAAGUACAAGUGGAACGGGGAUCUCUGGGAGGUGAGCGGCAAGUCCGAUCCCCACCUUCCGAACCGCUUCUUCAUCCAUCCAGACUCACCCGCUUUGGGAGAAAGGUGGAUGCAGUAUCCUAUCUCCUUCCAUAAACUCAAGCUCACCAACAAUACACUCAACUCUAAAGGCCUGGUGGUGCUUCAUUCCAUGCACAAAUACCAGCCUCGUCUACAUAUAGUACAGGCUCCAGACCCGUGUGGAGGCCACAGUGGCGGAUACCUACGAUUUACCUUCCCAGAGGCAGCCUUCAUAGCAGUCACAUCCUACCAGAACCAAGAGAUCACCAAGCUGAAGAUCGACAACAACCCCUUCGCCAAAGGCUUUCGUGACAACGGACUCAGCAGGAAGAGGUUUAGAGACAAGGAUAUGAGUCAGAGGUCAGUUUCAGGGCAGCAACCAAACAGGACACAAAAUCAGCAAGCAAUUCAGCUGGACGAAGAUGAAGAUGAACAAGUGUCCAGCUCAGUGGAGUCCACUGGUGCAGUGCGUCUGCCGGACAUUAAGACCACAUCCGUGUCCGUCUCCAACCCUUUCUUAUCAGCCUUUAAGUGUGGAAGUGCUGGAUUAGCCUGUAGCCAGGAAGGACUGGACCAGUCCAUUUCCCAUCAAUCCCAGUAUAUACUCAACAAGAACAGAGACUCCAGGAGGCCUGAUGACAAUCUCCAGUACACGUGUGCCUCUUUGCCAGAAGCUCUCAGCAGCCGAAUCCCGAUGCCCCAGCAGCAGCCAUGUCACAGCCCGGACAUCCAGCCCCCAGGCGUACACCAGAUUUACUCGACCCAAGCCAAUCUCCAGCAGCCCCUCCGCCUGCCGCCCAAACUCAGCCGAAUGCAGCUGCCUGAAAGUGUCUUUAGGAGCCUGGAUACGAAUCCAAAGCCACUGUCUGACAUUUUCAACACAAUCCGGGCACGCAUGGUUGCCAAAGAUUCACAAAUUAAUCCCCUGCACGACCAGACUGCCUCAGGCUCGAACAGGGAAGCAAAAGCCAUGAUUUUCCCAGCUGUCCAGGACUGCGGAGCGGCAUUUUGCGCUGAGCAAUACACUGGCCUUACAACAGAGUGGCCUGCGUUCAAUGGAAACACAGAGCAGAGCAGCAAUGAGCCCAAAUCGGUGGCAUUUUCACAGCUGGGGGAAUACUCUGGAGAAAGGUUUGCUGGGAAAUAACUAACGUUAUGGACUCAAAUAAAACAUUUUGUAAAACAUGAAUAUACUAGGGAUGUUUUUUUGUACUGGUUAUAUGAAUAAAAUGCUAUGUUUUUUUUAAUAUAUAUAUUAAUGUAGUUAUCUGGAGUUUCUCCUUUGUAGACGUCUGAUCGUCUAAUCCAUUUAUUUAUAGCAUUACCACUAUAACUAUUAAAGGAGCAGUUUGUGUUGUUUAGUGAACCUUAUCGCUCACAAAGAGAAUCUUAACUACAGUAAACACAAGAAGAACAUGACACCACUGGAGCCGGAGCCAGAGACACAGACACGGGUGAUCUGGCUGAGGGUAACAAAUCUCACUGAUCAUUUGAGAUAGCAGAUCUGAUCUGGAAGUGAAAUCAGGGACUUGCUGGCUGUUGCAGGCACACAAGGACGGAGUCUAGUUGCUGAAUUCUGCACAGCGUUAAUGGUAGAGAAGAAAAAGCAUGCAACAAGAAGCAAGGCCAGUUUUGGGCAUCCAGCUCUGUUAGGAAGAACUUUA
Molecule: messenger RNA, 3419 nt
Organism: Hemibagrus wyckioides
Lineage: Eukaryota; Metazoa; Chordata; Actinopteri; Siluriformes; Bagridae
Gene: tbx16l
Product: T-box transcription factor 16, like
Exons: 9
Coding region: 1391-2902 (503 amino acids)
Biological process (GO): regulation of transcription by RNA polymerase II; positive regulation of DNA-templated transcription; cell fate specification
Cellular component (GO): nucleus
Molecular function (GO): DNA-binding transcription factor activity, RNA polymerase II-specific; RNA polymerase II cis-regulatory region sequence-specific DNA binding
Source: RefSeq, a predicted model, not a curated record